Ixodes scapularis (black-legged tick) is the source of this 2572-nucleotide messenger RNA. It is a transcript of the gene Tsr1, whose product is annotated as pre-rRNA-processing protein TSR1 homolog. The transcript has 20 exons. The record is from RefSeq and is a predicted model, not a curated record. Gene Ontology annotation, biological process: ribosome biogenesis; endonucleolytic cleavage of tricistronic rRNA transcript (SSU-rRNA, 5.8S rRNA, LSU-rRNA); maturation of SSU-rRNA from tricistronic rRNA transcript (SSU-rRNA, 5.8S rRNA, LSU-rRNA). Gene Ontology annotation, molecular function: U3 snoRNA binding; GTP binding; GTPase activity. Gene Ontology annotation, cellular component: preribosome, small subunit precursor; nucleus. NCBI's taxonomy places the organism in Eukaryota, Metazoa, Arthropoda, Arachnida, Ixodida, Ixodidae. Bases 47 to 2449 code for a protein of 800 amino acids.
GACUUGGCUGCAGAAUGGUGACUGAAUUGGUAGCGUGCAGGCAAACAUGGCGCUGCGCGGUGAAAAUGUGACUCACAGGGCUGGCGCAUUUAAACAGCAAAACAAAACUCAUAAACACGGGCGACACAAGAGCAACAGGUCGCUCGAGUCGGUAAAUAAGGGGAAGGUUAACAUUAAGGCCUUCACCACAAAAAAGCAGCACCUGUUAAAGAAGAUGGAACGACGAAAUCAGUUACAACAAUUGAGGAAAUUGAAGCGAGAGGAAGCCACCGAAAGGAAGCGAUCCCUCGGAGGGUUUGGAGCACCUCCGUUUCUCACAGCGGUUGUUUCUGUGAGUGCCACAGAGGACCCCCUCAAGUUUCUCGAGGUUCUGAAGGGCUGUGACGACAGUGCCAUUGUCACUCACAGCAGUCAAGGCUAUUGCCACAUCAGCUUGCCUCGAUUCAAGAAGCGGUAUUCCUUUGUGCUACCUCAACAGGGAGACAUCUACUCAAUCCUCGAUGCCACAAAGGUCGCUGACACAGUGGUGUUACUGUACUCACUGGACAGCGGCUUUGACGAUGUUGGUGACACCAUUUUGUCGGUGUUGUUUGCCCAGGGUUUGCCAUCACCUAUUCAUGUGAUUCAGGGUCUUGAGGCCAUUGCAGUGAAGCAGCGGUCAGAGGCCAAGAAGCAAAUAACAAAAAUUCUGGAAUCUAGAUUUCCGGGAGAUAAGAUACACUCUGUCGACAAAAAGGAAGAUGCCAUCCUGCUGCUGAGGCAGAUUGCAAAUCAGAAGAGGCGCCCAGUUUCUUACAGAGAUGCUCGUCCACACCUGCUGGCCGAAAGCUUAGAGUUCUGCCACAGAGAUGAUCAGAAUCUGCUGGGGACUCUGAAGGUGUCUGGCUACCUGAGGGGACAGCAGCUCAGCGUCAACUCUCUAGUCCACAUUCCCGGCCACGGGGAUUUCCAGAUGGUGCAGAUUGACGCGCCCGACGACCCACAUCCCCUAGUGCUGAAGACCCGGGAUAGUUCUAAUUCUGUGGAAAUGGCAGAGCAGUCGCCUAAGGUGCUGGAAAAAGCGGACCCCCUCAAGCAAGAGUCCCUGCAGUCCGAGAACAUUCCGGACUCCAUGGACGCCGAGCAAACCUGGCCUACCGCCGAGGAAUUGGCACAAGCCGAAGGUCCCCAGGGUACUCCCAAGAAGAAGGUGGUGAAGAAAGUUCCCAAGGGCACUUCUGAAUACCAGGCCUGUUGGAUCCUCGACGACGACGAAGGGAAUUCCGAUAACGAGGAAUCGGAGGACAGCGGGGAGGAGGGAGAGGGCUUUGAGGCCAUGAGCGAGGAAGGAGACUCCGACGCAGACAACGCCACGAUAGCAGACGACACGGAAUCCGUCAGCGUGUCGGUUGCUGGAGCAAACAAAGAAGCAUACGACGACACACUCGACCUGGAAGAAGAGAAGGCAACCCUGGUGAAGUUCAGAGAGGAGCGUAUGGAUCAGAUGUUCCCCGACGAAGUGGACACGCCCCUCGAUGGGCCGGCGCGGACGCGAUUUGCCCGGUACCGGGGCCUAAAGAGCUUCCACUCAUCCCCCUGGGACCCCAAGGAAAACUUGCCCUUUGACUACGCCAGGGUCUUUCAGUUCGAGAACUUUUCAAGGACUAAAAAGAGGGUCAUGGCAGAAGAGAGGGACGGGGCCAUGCCUGGCUGGUACAUCACCCUGCACCUUGCUAACGUCCCCAGGAGUGUCUACGAGGCAUUCCGGAAGAGGGGAGGGGAGCCUUUGGUCCUGUUCGGCCUGCUGCCCUACGAACAAAAGAUGUCGGUGCUGCAUGUGGCUGUGAAGAGGCACCCUGGCUUCACGGAACCCAUCAAGUCAAAGGAGCGACUGGUAUUCCACGUCGGAUUCAGGCGCUUUGCCGCCUGCCCGAUCUUUUCGGCUCAUACCAACGGAGACAAGCACAAGUAUGAAAGGUUCCUGAGAAGCGACACGGUGUCUGUGGCAACAAUGUUUGCUCCAAUUAUGUUCCCUCCAGUGUCAGCAGUGGUGUUCAAGGAAGCCCCAGGAGGUGAGCACCAGCUGGUUGGCUCCGGUGCCGUGCUGGGUGCCAACCCGGACAGGGUGGUGGUGAAGAGGGCCGUGCUCAGCGGCCACCCCUUCAAGAUCAACCGCAAGUCUGCUGUGGUCCGCUACAUGUUCUUCAACAGGGACGACAUUCUGUGGUUCAAGCCUGUGGAACUCAAGACCAAGUAUGGUAGGAGAGGGCACAUCAAGGAACCACUCGGAACCCACGGCCACAUGAAGUGCGUAUUCAACGGCCAGCUCAAGUCUCAAGACACGGUGCUGAUGCACCUGUACAAGCGCGUGUUCCCCAAGUGGACGUACGACCCAGAUGUGCCCAGACCAGAGCCCCAUUACCAAAGCCACGAGACCGCAGGGAGCAAGGCUUGCGAACUGAUGGAGUGAAAACACUCAACACUGUAAAGCCCCUGAAACUGUUUAAGAUGUGAAGUAUGUGAAACAAUUAUUUGAUGCCAAUGUGACGUUUUAUUGAGUGGCAAUAAAUUUAAAGUGACAUAACAAACUCCA